Molecule: messenger RNA, 4191 nt
Organism: Meleagris gallopavo (turkey)
Lineage: Eukaryota; Metazoa; Chordata; Aves; Galliformes; Phasianidae
Source: RefSeq, a predicted model, not a curated record
GAGUUUGGGUAGCAUGGUUAGGUUAUGGUUGGACUCGAUGAUCUUUAAGGUCUUUUCCCACCUGAGCAAUUCUAUGAUUCUGUGUUGCCUGUUGCCACCAACUCCAGCAACCAGACUGGAUCCCAGGUUACUGUUUGUAGCAUUUUGUGCCUUUCAGUGUCAGUUUCCAUAAACCUUUUUGAACCCUUGGGCAUUCAGCAUUUUGGAAAAAAAUAAGCAGAAUAUCCUAAAGGGAAUUUUAAUGAAAAUGUCCUUGCAUAAUUUUCAGAGACAUGAAAGGUGUGCUGGGCUCCAAAGAAAGCCUGUAUGUGUUGGCCAGGUGUCAUUCAGGCCCAAAUUGUAGUUUCAGAGUUGAGAGGGACAUAUAAUAACGUUGUUGGAUGAGCAGCUCUGCCAGAGUCGCAAACAUUCUCUCAUCUGCCCUGUUUCUGUCAUUUAAGUGUCACUUCCAGCCCCCAAGCCUGUGGUGAUCUCCCUGCUGGAAGGAAGGGAUGACCCCUGGAUCCCAGAUGUGCACGCCUUGGGGGACAUGGCAGGAGAGCUCAGUGCAGGUGGUGGCAUCACAACUGUGAAGGAAGAUCUGCAGAAUAGUGGCACGGCCCAGAGGCAGUGUGUUAGCGUCUCUGUUGGAAAAACCAGGAAGGAUGUCCAAGGGGGUGUGGAGCAAGGAGGGCACGUCAAGAAGCCACUGGGAAACUGUCCAGGAAAGAGAGCGAGGAAACACCUAGACUGCAGCACAGGUCAGAAGCAGUGUAAAGACUCAGUGAGCAGGGAAGUGUGCCGUAAGAAAAGUCAAAAUCCAUGUGAUGGGAGUGAGAAAAGCUUUCAAACUUAUUCUGACUGUGUUAACCAGCAGCACAUCCACGCAGGAGACAGACACUUUAAAUGCCUUGAGUGUGACAAGAGCUACAUAAAAAGCUGCAACUUGCAUUUCCACCAAUGCGUCCACACACCGGAGAAACCUGACAAUUGCUCCGAGGGUGAGAAGAACUUCAGUUCAGAACUUCCUUCCCACCAGCGCACGCACUCGGAAGACAGACCCUACAAGUGUCAACAGUGUGGGAAGAGCUUCAAAAGCAGUUCUAAACUCCUCUCCCACCAGCACAUCCACACAGGAGAGAGACCCUUUAAGUGUCCUGAGUGUGGCAAGAGCUUCAAAAGCCGUUCUGACCUCAUCUACCACCAGCGCAUCCACACAGGGGAGAGAGCUUUUAAGUGCCCUGAGUGCCCAAAGAUCUUCAGAAGCAGUUCUGACCUUGCAAUCCACCAGCGCAUCCACACAGGCGACAAACCCUACAAGUGCCCUGUGUGUGAGAAGAGCUUCCGGCAGUGCUCCCACCUCAUGAUCCACCAGCGCAUCCACACAGGAGACAGACCCUACAAGUGCCCCGUUUGUGGGAAAGGCUACAAAAGCAGCUCUCAUUUGAAGAGCCACCAGCGCAUCCACACGGGAGAGAGACCGUUCAAGUGCCCUGUGUGUGGAAAGAGCUUCAAAAGCAGUUCCAACCUCAUCCGCCACCAGCACAUCCACACAGGAGAGAGACCCUUUAAAUGCCCAGAGUGUGAGGAGAGCUUCAAAAGCAGUUCUGACCUCAUCUACCACCAGAGCAUCCACACGGGAGAGAGACCCUAUAAGUGCCCCGAGUGUGGGAAGAGCUUCAGAAGGAGUUCCAACCUGACAAUUCACCAUCGCAUCCACACAGGAGAGAGACCUUUUAAGUGUCCGCAGUGUCCAAAGAGCUUUAAAAGCAGUUCCCACCUUAUCUACCACCAGCUCAUCCACACAGGAGAGAGAGCCUUUAAGUGUCCUGAGUGUUCAAAGAACUUCAAAAGCAGUUCCCACCUCAUCCGCCACCAGCGCAUCCACACAGGGGAGAAACCCUACAAGUGCCCUGAGUGUGGGGAGAGCUUCAAAAGCAGUCCCAGCCUCAGAGGUCAGCAGCACACCCGCACAGGAGAGAGACCUUGCGAGUACUCUGAGCGCGGGGAAGGCUUUAGAAGCCUCAACUCCCACAGGCACAUCCACAGAGGAGACAGAUGACAGAAGUGCCCUGGGUUUGUGAGAAGCUUCAGAAGCAGUUCCAGCCUCCUUACCUACCAGCGCGUCCACGCAAGAGAUAGAGCCUGCAAGUGCAACGAAUGUGAGAAGGUCUUCACCCCAACCUGGUUACCUGCUUGUGGGUUUGCAUGGUGAUGAACCUUCAGCAGAGGAAAAGCUCUGGAGACAAAGCAAAUCAUGUUCCUCGUUCCUUCCGGGGGAAUUGCCCAUAUUGCUCUCUUUCUGCUGGAGACAGGGCAAAGGAGAAUUCAGUGAUUAUGGCAGGUGGAUCAGAAGCACAUUUCUGCCAGGUCUGUGUGCGGGGAAUUGUCUGAGGAAGUCAUUUCUUUUCACCCCAGAGAAACUCAUCUGCUGUGGGUCAACAGAUGAGGAUCCAGACUAAACCUCAACUGGACCAAGAAUUCACUCUGCAGGGAGUGAAGGAAGAGCUUCAGCUGGAGCUUAACUUUUAGUAGACCCCAGUAAACCGACACAGGAGAGAGCCCCUAUGAGCACCUUGACUGCUGGAAGAAGUACAUCCAGAGCUGGGAGCUCAUCUCACACCAGUGGGUACCAGUUUGGAACACACCCCCUAUGAAUGUGCUGCCUGUGUUUGCCUGAGCCUGAAGCCGCCAGGGGAGGAUGGGAAGGAUGCCACCUGUGUGAGGUGCGAGCAGGUGGACGAGCUGCUCAGCCUGGUGGUGGAGCUUAGGGAGGAGGUAGAGAGAUUAAGAACCAUUAGAACCAUUAGAGAGUGUGAGAUAGACUGGUGGUGUGACUCUCUGCCGUGGUCAAACCGAGAGAGCCGACUUGAGAAGAGAGGAGGAAUGGCAGCGGGUCCCGCCUCAGCGUUGCAGGCAGCACCCAUCCCUACCUCGGUUCCUCAGGUGCCUCUAAGUAAUAGGUUUGAAGCCCUGAAACUGGAGGGUGAGGUGGCUGAGAAUGAGAUGGAGGGACAGCCUCCAAGCUUUUCUAAGGAGAGGCGGUCGGCUCCACGCUUGAAGACUGCCUCCUCCAGCAAAGAAAGAGGGUGAUAGUCGUAGGUGAUUCCCUUCUGAAAGGAACUGAGGGCCCUACCUCACCUGUAGAGAAGCGUGCUGCCUCCCUAGGGCACGGGUCAGGGGUAUCUCUAGAAAGCUUCCUGGGCUUAUUCGCCCAUCUGACUACUGUCCCUUAUUGGUAGUUCAAUCGGCAGUGAUGAUGCUGCUGAGGGCAGCCUGAGGGCUAUCAAAAAUGAUUUCAGGGGACUGGGGAGGAUACUUGAUGGAGCGGGCGUGCAGGUGGUUUUCUCUUCUAUCCCUUCAGUGGUGGGGAAGGACACUGAGAGGAUCAAAAAAACCCUCCUCAUAAAUAAAUGGCUUAGAGGUUGGUGCGGGCACAAGAAUUUUGGUUUUUUUGACCGUGGGGCAAUUUACUUGGCUCCUGGCAUGAUGGCUGCAGAUGGAACUCACCUGUCUGCAAGAGGUAAAAGGAUCCUAGCCCAGGAACUGGCGGGCCUCAUUGUGUUUAAACUAGGUAAGAAGGGGGAAGGGGACAAAAUGAGGGCUGCUGGGGUUGAGUGGGUAGUUCGAGGCUCAAAACAGAGCUUGAUGGGUGAUGAGGGUGGAGUUCAAAGGGAUGGAGAAUGGCAGGGGGAUGCUGCUUCCCUGAAGUCUGUAUGGAAAAUAAACAGUAUGGGAAAUAAACAGCAUGAGUGGGAGAUGCGUGUGCGGUCGCACGGCCACGAUCUCAUUGCAGUCACGGAGACGUGGUGGGAUGUAUGGUGGCAUGUUGUCAUGGAGGGCUGUGUGCUUUUUAGGAAAGAUCAGCUGGUGAGGCGGGGUGGUGGAGUUGCUCUUUAUUAUUUAGUUGCUAGAGCGUAUUGAACUCCACCUGGGGGACAGUGGUAGCAGUGCAGAGCUUGUGGGUGAGAAUCAAGGGGCGGGCUGGUAUGGCUGACGCUGUUGUGGGUGUGUACUGCAGGCUCCUGAUCAGGAGGAGGAGGUUGAUGAGGCCUUCCGUAAGCAACUGGAAGCAGCAUCACCAUCCCAGGCGCUGGUGCUUAUGGGGGACUUCAGUUAUCCAGAUAUUUGCUGGAUAAGCAGCACGGCCAGGCACGCGUGGUCCAGACGGUUCCUGCAAUGCGUUGAAGACAACUUUCUGACGCAGGUGGU